AUGACAUUGUAUGUGCCAAAAGGCCGAGUUGUCUGUGAACUGGAUCAUCGGAAUGGAAUGUCCUUUUCCCGCACGGAAAACGGCAAAAUCUAUCAGCGACCCUUUGGCGGUCAGACUCUGGACUAUGGCAAAGGCGGUGUGGCAAGGCGGGUUUGUUGUGUGGCCGAUCGUACGGGACACUCUGUCAUACACACUCUCUAUGGCCAGACCUUGUUUCAUAUUUAUGAAGACCAAUGCCAUUAUUAUGUGGACUAUUUUGUUCUCGAUCUAAUUAUGUGUGAGUGCACUAGUGUGGGCUGUUUGGCCUGGAAGCUGAACGUUGGAACCUUUCAUCGAUUUAUGGGCAAGAAUACGGUGAUUGCAACUAGGAGAUGUGCACUGGAGAUGGCACUGCCGCGUCAACAGCUGCGUCUACAGGACAUGGAAUUUGUGCAAUUUCAUCCAACUGGAAUAUACGGAGCCGGAGGUGUUUGCAGCGAGGGAGGAUUCUUUGUUAACGAGAAGGGCGAACGUUUCAUGGAGCGUUAUGCCCCCGAGGCCAAAGAUCUGGCCUAUCUCGAUGUGGUAGCUCGUGCCAUGGCUAUGGAAGUGCUAAAUGGUAAUGGUUGUGGUCCCCUCAAGGAUCAUGUACACCUGCAUCUGCAUCACAUUGAUGCUAGGAUAAUACGUGAACGAUUGCCAGGUAUAAUGGCAACUGCGAGAAUUUUUGCCAAAGUCGAUGUGACCAAGGAACCAGUCCCAGUAUUGUUAACUGUGCAUUAUACUAUGGGCGGCAUACCCACCACUUAUAUGGGACGUGUUCUUACCCGGAGCAGCCAGGACGAAGGCCAAGACGAAAUUGUAGCCGGUCUCUAUGCCUGUGGCGAGGCGGCAUGCGCAUCUGUUCAUGGGGCAAAUCGUUUAGGUGCCAAUUUACUGCUCGACCUAAUCGUGUUUGGACGUUUGCGUGCCCUGGACAUUGCUGCCAACAAUUGUCCGGGCGAAGAGAUUCCGGCAAUCGAUGAGAAUGCCACUAAGUAGUCAAUGAAUAAUUUCAUAUUUGCCGAUGGCAAAAUACCGACGGCUGUUAUACGUCUCGAACAGCAACGGACACUGACCAAACAUGCAGCCGUAUUUCGUGAGGGUAAAUUGCUCAAGGAGGGACUAGACAAGGUGGCCGAGUUAUGUCAGCAACUCAAGGAUGUGAAAGUUUUCGAUAGGACUCUAAUAUGGAAUACCGAUCUGGUGGAGACUCUAGAAUUGCAGAAUAUGCUGGCCAAUGCAGUUCACAUAAUCACAGCUAUGGAGAACCGCAAUGAAUCGCGUGGUUCGCAUGCUCGCGAGGAUUUCAAGGACCGUAUAGACGAAUAUGACUACAGUAUGCCCACAUCGAUACAGGAAAAGAGAAAACUGGAUGAGCAGUGGCGUAAGCAUACGUUGACAUUCGCCAGCGGCGAUGAGGGUUGCGCCUCUAUUAAAUAUCGUGAACUUAUUGAAAAGACACUGGAUGAUCAAUUGGCUUACAUACCGCCGGCAAUACGAACAAAUUAA
This is a messenger RNA of Drosophila willistoni, 1530 nucleotides long. It is a transcript of the gene SdhAL, whose product is annotated as succinate dehydrogenase [ubiquinone] flavoprotein subunit, mitochondrial. Lineage: Eukaryota; Metazoa; Arthropoda; Insecta; Diptera; Drosophilidae. The record is from RefSeq and is a predicted model, not a curated record. Gene Ontology annotation, biological process: mitochondrial electron transport, succinate to ubiquinone. Gene Ontology annotation, molecular function: electron transfer activity; flavin adenine dinucleotide binding; succinate dehydrogenase (quinone) activity.